Molecule: messenger RNA, 1867 nt
Organism: Magallana angulata
Lineage: Eukaryota; Metazoa; Mollusca; Bivalvia; Ostreida; Ostreidae
Product: psychosine receptor-like
Exons: 2
Coding region: 197-1408 (403 amino acids)
Biological process (GO): G protein-coupled receptor signaling pathway
Cellular component (GO): plasma membrane
Molecular function (GO): G protein-coupled receptor activity
Source: RefSeq, a predicted model, not a curated record
UAAAAAUGGGGAGUGUUGAUAGAUAAUGCAACUGCCAAUCAUGUGAGACGCUUGCAUUUAAACUUUAUGAUAUUCGAUAAGAUAUCUAGCUGUCAUUGCCAUGAGUGUUUACAUGUCGUCCCUUCCUGGUGGGACAUGUUCUUUACUCGCAGUGACUACUUUUUGAUGUAGAUAGUAUAAUCUUCUUAAAAACAAGAUGGCCGAUGGAGGUAUAAACGCCGAUAAUAUAUCCUUUUUUGAAAAUAUGACUGAAACCAACAUCUCUACAACAUGGCCCCCGGUUUCAAAUUCAUCAACAAAUUUGACAGAGUUGGAAAGCAGUCAAAUGGACUCCGAUCCAUACGUAGAUUUGAUGACGGAUGUCUCCAAAUAUCUGUGGAUUGUGUUAUCCCCGAUUCUUUUUGUUGUUGGAGUGACUGGCAAUUUAUUGACAAUUGGCGUCUUGAAGAAAAUAAAAUUCCACAAGAAGCCUCCGUAUUUCUUUCUGUUCGUCUUAGCACUGAGUGAUAUCAUGGUACUUUGUGUCGGUCUCAGUCGGUACUGGAUCAGAGAGACGUUUUUAGUCGACGUACGCACUUUAUCAAACUUUGGUUGCAAAGUUAAUCUUUUCUGCAUUUAUUGGUCCAUGCAGGUUUCCUCUUGGAUUCUAGUUUGUGUUGUGCUAGAACGUUGUAUUAAGACAAAUUUUCCUCUGAGGUACCCACGAUUAGUAACAAUGCCAAGAUGCAUAAUGUUGGUGCUUUUUCUGACGGUGUUCCUUUCAGGGGUGGACCUGCAUUAUUUCUGGACAAAUGGUUUAAUUUCAGAGGAUUCCGAAAUAGAUUGUACUUCUCUGACAGUGGGGUACUUCAAUUUUGAAGAAUUUAUAUUUACUUACGUCGACUUUUGUGUUCUUUCUGCAAUACCAUUUCUACUCAUGAUUGGGAUGAAUAUGUUCAUUAUUCGUGUCAUACGAAGGUCUAGGGAAUUCCGAAAGUCCACCGUUAGAAACAAAAGUACAAACAAAAAACUGAAGAAAUUUGAUGUCAAACUAACAAGAAUGCUAGUCUAUACAAGCCUGUACUUUCUCUUGGCCACUUUGCCUAUAAGUGUUUAUUUCAUCGUUGAUUCUUAUCAAACAGACCUUGACAAUCGUGAUUCCGCAAAAAUGGAUGUUGUUUGGACAGUUUCAUACCUAGUUCAAUUUUCUAAUUAUACAUUCAACUUUUUCCUGUAUAAUUUGACAAAUAAAAGAUUCCGAGCCAAGUUCAUCGAGAUGAUCAAAUGUAAAUCAGCAGUAAAGAAAAGGAAGUCUUCGAAGAAUGAAUCUGUAUACAGCGUUCAAACGACGGAAACAUCUCUUGGAACAGAAACUUCUUUCGGUACCGAAACUAGCAGAGUCUCAGAAGAGAUGUCAUCGGGCGAAUGAAUACCAGAAGAUGUCUGCGUUGGGCAUGUUCAUAUUAUUUUCUUGUUUGGUAUACCAGUGAAUGUUUCCCAAGUAAAACUCUUUUAACCUCUACCCAAGAGACGAAAGGCGUUCUAGUGCAGAAUUGUUGUAUUUUGAUAAAUAUAUGCUUGACAGACAGUUUACAGUCAAAUCAUAUAUGAUUUCGUUUAAUUUGUUGUCAUGUAUGUCUUGUCUUUCAAAAUUAUAUCCCCUGUGAAAUGCGAAUUGCAUAAAAUAAUGCGUUAAAAUUCAAAAAUUUCAUGUUUCAUAGUGAACAAGCUAUCAUUUCCCCCAGAUCACCAAAAAUAACAUUUGUUAUUUUAUGUAUGCCCUAUAAUUCUAGUCAACUAUUUAUUGCUUUUGUCAAAGGCACUGUUGUUUAAAAUGUGUUGUAGUAUUGUAUUUGUUAUUAUUCUAAUAAAAUUGUAAUUAUUAUGA